Molecule: messenger RNA, 939 nt
Organism: Neurospora crassa OR74A
Lineage: Eukaryota; Fungi; Ascomycota; Sordariomycetes; Sordariales; Sordariaceae
Exons: 4
Coding region: 1-939 (312 amino acids)
Source: RefSeq, a predicted model, not a curated record
AUGCUUCGCGGUAGUAGGAUGGUGUACGAGGCUGUAGAGGACGAGAAUUUUCCGUCGUUUCCGUCCCUCUGGCGCCCGUUAAAUGGAACCAGGCUGAGACCUAACCCAGCAAAGCAAGCCCCGGUCUCUCAGCAUCGGAAGUGCAAAACCAGGACGGACAUGGCGACGCGUGUGUCGGCGCUAGAAGCUGGAGGUUGCUCAGGGCGAGUCAGCUCGGGACUGGCUGAAGCCUGUAGGGCCGAAAUUGAAGAAGACAUGAUUUGGAGUAAGGAUUACGCUAGUGUUGAGAGCGGGUUAGCAGUCUCAUUGCGGUCGGAACAAGGAGGUAGCGUAAGCCUCUUUUGGCUCAGUGGCUUGAUGCUGGCCCAGCCCAUGUCGUCAACUGGACUCGAGUGGGCAAGUGUCCAGGGAGGUGUUGAGGGGAAGCAGGGCAGGAGGGCAAAAAUAGCAGGUUCCAAGAUCAAAGGGAGGAUGAUCCGCGUCACCCGUGUCUUGAUCCUCCUUGGGCUGCCUGAUCGCUCGAGGCAGGACCUGCAGGGAAACCCCCGUCUUGCCGACUGCAGAUUGUGGAUGCGGGGAUUCGGAGACGACUGCGAUUCGUUGGCCGGGCUGGUGGUGUUGAGCCACAAGCCGGCGUUGGAGAGGUUGUUGAAAAGGGAACGAAUGGCUGAAUCGAGGGAAAGGAACAAGGAGAUUGCGUGCGGGUUGGUAGGUUGGAAAGAGACUGGUUGGAAUUGGGCAAGCGGAUGCCCCUGGAGGGAAAAGCGAAUGGCCCGACAGCCAAACACAAGGGCUGUUCAAGCUAAUGACACCAUGGACAUGCCAGGCGUAAGGAAGGAGUGGGCCGGGGGAGCAACCGGGGCUCGCGGGGCAGGAACGUCUCAGAUCUGUCGCAGGAGGCAGUCGCACACCACCCUACUUGCAGCACUCUAUGUCUAG